Messenger RNA from Brassica rapa (field mustard), 1426 nucleotides. RefSeq names its product transcription factor MYB39. The record is from RefSeq and is a predicted model, not a curated record. NCBI's taxonomy places the organism in Eukaryota, Viridiplantae, Streptophyta, Magnoliopsida, Brassicales, Brassicaceae.
CAUUAAUCUUCAAGAAAUUAGAGUUCUCAAUCAGAAGAUAUACCAAACCAAAAUGGGAAGAUCACCGUGUUGCGAUCAAGACAAAGGCGUGAAGAAAGGACCGUGGAUGCCCGAAGAAGAUUACAAGCUCGUGGCUUAUAUAGAUAAAAACGGUUAUGGGAAGUGGCGGUCACUUCCUAACCUCGCUGGACUAAACCGCUGCGGAAAGAGCUGCCGGCUCCGGUGGAUGAAUUAUCUCCGGCCUGAUAUCCGGAGAGGCGAGUUUACCGAUGAAGAAGAGAGUACUGUCGUUAAACUCCAUGCCCUUCUUGGCAACAAAUGGUCGAAGAUUGCGAGUCAUCUUCCAGGAAGGACCGAUAACGAAAUAAAAAACUAUUGGAAUACUCAUAUGAAGAAAAAAAUGUUGCAAAUGGGGAUUGAUCCAAUCACCCACGAGCCAAAAACCAACGAUCUUAGCCCUAUCCUCGACGUUUCUCAAAUGCUUGCCGCUGCUAUUGGCAACAGCCAGUUUGGUAACAAUACUCUCUUCAACAACAACAUUGCUGUGGAAGAUCUUCUCAAACUCCAGUUGAUUCAUAAAAUGCUUCAAAUCAUAGCCCCUAAAGCCAUACCAAACAUCAAUAGCUUCAAUACUAACUCAUUUAAUACUAAACGGGAGCCGGUAGUCAAUAACAUCAAAACCAAUCCAGUGAAUCCUAAACCGAAGCUGGCGGCGGCUGGACAAUUGAAUGCUAUUGAACGACAUGUUUUCACAAACCAAACUGAAGAUGAAGAUUUCAUGCCAUCUUUUGAGGAUGUUUGGGAUUGUUUUGAAGAUAAUCAGCUUCCUGGUUUGGUUACGGUUUCUCAGGUAAAUUAUCAAACCGGAGACGGUAUGAUGCCAGAAUAUUAUGGUGAUCAAUUACGUGAAAUCCCAUCUACUGGUUCGAUAUCGGUUACUCCUGAGACAUCCGGAUUGAAUUAUCCCAGUAAGACUCAACACUCAUCCGGUUCAGAUAUCCUAGAGGACUGGGAGAAGUUUCUUGAUGAUGAAACAAACGACUCUUGCUGGAAAAGUUUCUUAGAUUUAACGUCGCCCACGUCGUCACCCGGCCCGUGGUAGACAGGAUUUUGUUCAAAGUCGUAUACUCAUCAUAGUUUUAAAGAUUCAUACACAGAAAGUCAGAAACGUUCGAAAAUAUUCUUAAUUCUUUUUUUUUGUAAACUCCAUCUUCUUCGUCAAAAAUAUUCUUAAUUCUUUUGUAACAGAAUUAUUUAUUUAUAUGCUUGUAUUCUUUGGUGACAAAAAAAAAUGCUUGUAUUCAUCUUCUUGUAAAGGAUUGUUUGAAUUGUAUUUCUUCUAUUUGGUUUGUUUGUUGUGUAAAAGAAACACAUUGUAAUCACAUUUCGGGGUAAUAUUUUUAUAAAAUAUACGAUUGUUUUAUUA